Messenger RNA from Nematolebias whitei (Rio pearlfish), 2828 nucleotides. It is a transcript of the gene slc25a36a, whose product is annotated as solute carrier family 25 member 36a. The record is from RefSeq and is a predicted model, not a curated record. Gene Ontology annotation, biological process: pyrimidine nucleotide import into mitochondrion. Lineage: Eukaryota; Metazoa; Chordata; Actinopteri; Cyprinodontiformes; Rivulidae. The transcript is spliced from 7 exons. The coding region runs from base 369 to 1304 and encodes 311 amino acids. Gene Ontology annotation, molecular function: pyrimidine nucleotide transmembrane transporter activity. Gene Ontology annotation, cellular component: mitochondrion.
UGCUGCAGCAAUGAAAGAAGAGGGGACAAUCGAGGCAAAGCCGCGGAUGUGCUGUAGGAUUUGAUAGAGAAAAACUAAACAUUUUCAGAGCCAGUACGGGGAGCUUGCAGCUCUGCCGUGUUUAUUGUCGGUUUUUCUGUGUCCAAGGAGAACCCAGGCGAGACAGAGAAGAGACAGUGGUGUACGGCCCACUGCAGUUUGAAUCACCGGAGACUCGCCCCGUCGAUGAUUUGCGGUCAUUUGUCUUUCGACGUGUGCAUCUCCUCGAAGGCAAAGCAAACAGCGGGGACGGACCAGAACCGAGCCCGGCGUUGUUGGGACUCCGUGCCGCAGCCCGAGGCUCGCUGCUAGGCAGAGCAUGCUAAAUAAUGAGCCAAAGGGACACAUUGGUUCAUUUGUUCGCCGGAGGAUGUGGUGGAACAGUGGGCGCUAUUCUGACUUGUCCUUUGGAAGUAGUCAAGACCAGGUUGCAGUCUUCUUGCAUUACGCUUUACGUCCCUCAAGUUCAGCUCAGCACCUUCAGCGGAGCCAGCGUCACCCGGGUUUCUCCACCGGGGCCUCUGCACUGUCUCAAGUUAAUUUUAGAAAAAGAAGGACCCCGUUCACUAUUUAGAGGACUGGGUCCAAACCUUGUAGGUGUGGCACCUUCCAGGGCAAUCUACUUUGCAGCCUAUUCAACAGCCAAGGAGAAGCUGAAUGGAGUUCUGGAGCCAGACUCGACCCAGGUGCACAUGGUGUCUGCUGGGAUGGCAGGGUUCACUGCCAUCACAGCCACCAACCCUAUCUGGUUGAUCAAAACCCGUAUGCAGCUGGACUCCAGAAACCGGGGAGAGCGGCGUAUGAAUGCGUUCGAGUGCGUGCGGCGGGUGUACCAGAUGGAUGGUCUACGAGGUUUCUACAAAGGAAUGUCGGCGUCGUACGCCGGCAUUUCAGAGACUGUUAUCCACUUUGUGAUUUACGAAAGCAUCAAGCGUAAACUGCUGCAGUCCAGAGUCCACAGCAGCAUGGACGAAGAGGAUGAGUCUAUUAAAGAUGCCUCGGACUUUGUAGGCAUGAUGCUCGCAGCAGCUACUUCCAAAACAUGUGCCACCUCCAUCGCUUAUCCUCAUGAAGUGAUUCGCACACGGCUACGAGAGGAAGGCAGCAAGUAUCGCUCCUUCUUUCAAACUCUGCUGAUGGUACCCAAAGAGGAGGGAUACGGGGCGCUGUACCGCGGCCUAACCACCCACCUCGUCAGACAGAUUCCUAACACUGCUAUCAUGAUGUGCACCUAUGAGGUGGUUGUCUACCUGCUUGGCCGUUAGCAGAGACCUCCUUUCUGUUUUACAAAGGAAGCAAAGAACUGAGAGGGAUGCUGUUUUGGCUUGAAAUGGUGGGUUUUACAUGUCAAAUGAAGACCAAAGGAAAUCUGAAGAUGCUUUAGUGGACCAGAAUCCGAUGAAGACGCACAGCUUUUUAGUACAUCAUCAUCACGUCCUCCAGAGAAGAGACGAGGCACUAAAAGGAGACACAGAAGCAGUGCGGCAUCUUUCGAAGCUGUUUUAAAGGAAAUCAGCGGCCUUCGAAAAGUAGUUAGUCCGUAUCCAUCUGUACGUUUGAGGGUUAGUGAAAAACAUCUUUUUAAAUAGUGUUUUAGACGUUGUGAGAGAGGAAUGCAUGAAGACAACUUAAGAGAUUAACGUAGAUCAGUUUCCAACCUGUUCGGCACCUUUGUAUUAAACUGCACUUUCUCUUGUAUUGAAAGGAAUGUCCAUUGAAGUUGGAAUCUUAGAAGAAGGAGGUUGAAUUUGAAACAAAGAUGUCUGUAUUCGUUUUGGUCAUCUGAACCACUCUUGGUGACGCUGCAGAGAGUUAGUCUUCAUAUAUUCUCCUCUGAACUCUACAGCUGCCUCUCAGAUGACCAACUGGUAUGAAACGAUGGUGAGCUUGUUCACGUAGCUCAGACCCUUAAGUUAAAAAUAUGACCUUUAUUCAGUGUUUAAUUCAUCCUGAGCUCAUUGACAGUUGUAUAGUUUUUAUUGGGGUUAGCUAGUAUAUUUGGUUUUUAUUUGUUAAAACUAGUAAUGGCGGCCAUUGCUGAGCACAAAAGUACAGCCUCUUAAAAACAGAAGGCUGUGUCUUUUUGUUUUGAAAGUUGAAGCCUGUGUUGGGUUGUACUUGUGUCCAAAAGGUACUGAGUGUCUUUUGUUAGAGAGUUGCUACUUGAAUCUAAUGUGACAGUUUGGAAAAGUGUUGGGAGUGGGAAGAUACUGAGAGUCACUUACAGCCUCUGUGUGCGUGUGUUUAACAAGAUGGAUGAUGCGUUCGUGUUGAAGAAUGUGUGCGUACCUGCAUGUGUCAUAAAUACCCAUCAGCUCACUGUUAAUUUUGUAAUACACUGCAGUUUGGAGUGGAGAGGCUCCAGUCAUGCCAGUUAUUCCUUACCAGUGGUUUCCAACUGACCUGAUGCACUUUGUGGCCUUUUAGGGCUUGUGCUUUGCUUUUUAAUGUGUGGACGGACUAAACUUGUACAUUGUAAAAGAAAAAGAAGUAUUACUGUAUUUCAGAUUUUGCGCAACGGUUCUUAUAGCGGAUGUAUGUAUAGUUUAGAGUUCUCGUUUGUUGUGAAGGACAGAUCUAGACGUUUGUAAAUAAUAUAACGUAAAAGCAUAUCUGUUUUUGUUUUCCUCUGAGCCCCACUUCUGAUCAUGCUGUAGUUUGCCUUUGCUGAAGAUUGUUUUUAUUUUUGUGCAAUUGAACCCAUUUUGACAUUGACUGUUGACAUGAAUAUUAAUACCGCUUGGCUUCUUUUUUUCCUACUGUGUUUGUACGUUACAAAAAUGUGCCGU